GGCUUCCGUUCACGCGCCCGAAAGGGAGCUCUCAAAAAGAAAAAUGUCUUCGUCGUCAAAGACCACAAGUUCCUGCCGCGCUUUUUCAAACAGCCAACGUUCUGCUCUCAUUGCAAGGAUUUCAUUUGGGGCUUCGGAAAACAGGGAUACCAGUGCCAAGUUUGCAGCUUCGUAGUACAUAAACGAUGCCACGAAUUCGUAACCUUCAAAUGUCCGGGAGCCGACAAGGGCGUCGACUCAGACGACCAGAGGACAAAACACCAGUUUGUGGUAACCACCUACACAAGUCCGACUUUCUGCGAUCAUUGCGGCUCAUUACUCUAUGGGCUCAUCCAUCAGGGCUUGAAAUGCAAAGCUUGCGACAUGAACGUCCACAAAAGGUGUCAGGAAAGUGUUCCGAACCUCUGCGGAUGCGAUCACACCGAGCGCAGAGGCCGGAUUGAUCUCAAGGUGUCUGCCCAGAACAACAAAUUGCAAAUAGAAGUUAAACGAGCCAGAAACCUGAUUCCGAUGGAUCCGAAUGGGCUAUCGGAUCCCUACGUCAAACUGAAGUUGAUUCCUGAAAGUGGAGACUCAGUCAAACGGAAGACCAAGACCAUCAAAGCCAACCUCAACCCAGAGUGGAAUGAAAUCAUCAACUUAGACCUGAAAGCGGAAGACAAAGACCGACGAUUGUUGGUUGAAGUUUGGGACUGGGACCGAACCUCGAGAAAUGACUUCAUGGGAUCGCUAUCCUUUGGCAUCUCCGAGAUUCUCAAGUCCCCCGCCGAGGGAUGGUUCAAACUGCUUACACAAGAGGAAGGCGAAUACUACAAUGUGCCCGUGCCUCCGGACGACGACGUGGCGGGACAGCUCAAGACUCGUCUGACAACAACCUCGAAAGACAAGACGUCCACCGGCAUCCGUCAGACCGACAGGGAUCGGUCGGCAGGAGACAAAGACGGCAAAGACAGUGCUGUGAGUGGGGAGGGCGGCAAGGGAGGCGAUGUCAUUCGCGCCUCCGACUUCAAUUUUCUCAUGGUGCUUGGGAAAGGCUCGUUCGGGAAAGUCAUGCUCGCCGAACGGAAAGGCACCGACGAACUCUACGCCAUAAAGAUUCUCAAAAAGGAUAUCAUCAUUCAGGAUGAUGACGUCGAGUGUGCAAUGGUUGAGAAGCGUGUCUUGGCGCUCUCCCGUAAGCCGCCCUUCCUGGUACAGCUCCACUCGUGUUUCCAAACCAUGGAGAGAUUGUACUUCGUCAUGGAAUACAUCAACGGCGGUGACCUAAUGUUCCAGAUUCAACAGUGCGGAAAAUUCAAGGAACCUGUCGCCGUCUUCUAUGCAGCGGAAAUCGCCAUCGGGCUGUUCUUCCUACAUGCGCGAGGGAUAAUCUACCGAGAUCUCAAACUCGACAACGUCCUACUCGAUCAGGACGGUCACAUAAAAAUCGCUGAUUUCGGCAUGUGCAAAGAAGGUAUUCUCGGAGAUACGACCACCAAAACGUUCUGUGGAACUCCAGACUACAUCGCACCUGAAAUCAUCCUUUAUCAGCCUUAUGGGAAAUCGGUGGAUUGGUGGGCCUACGGUGUUCUUUUGUACGAAAUGUUGGUUGGCCAGCCGCCGUUUGAUGGCGAAGACGAAGAAGAACUUUUCGCCUCCAUCACAGACCACAACGUUUCCUAUCCCAAGGCGCUAUCGAAGGAAGCGAAGGAGAUUUGUAAGGGUUUCCUGCAGAAGAACCCACAGAAACGGCUGGGCUGCGGGGCGCAUUCGGGGGAAGAGGAUGUCCGAAACCACCCGUUCUUCCGAAGAAUCGACUGGCACAAAAUUGAAAACCGUGAAGUACAGCCGCCCUUCAAGCCCAGAAUCAAACAUCGUAAGGAUGUCUCGAAUUUCGACAAACAGUUCACAAGUGAGAAGGUUGACCUAACGCCGACGGAUAAGCUAUUCAUGAUGAACCUCGAUCAAACCGAAUUCCAAGGAUUCUCGUUUCUCAAUCCGGAAUACAUCCAGCACAUCUAA
Molecule: messenger RNA, 2001 nt
Organism: Galendromus occidentalis (western predatory mite)
Lineage: Eukaryota; Metazoa; Arthropoda; Arachnida; Mesostigmata; Phytoseiidae
Gene: Pkc53E
Product: Protein C kinase 53E
Exons: 12
Coding region: 364-2001 (545 amino acids)
Biological process (GO): protein phosphorylation
Molecular function (GO): ATP binding; diacylglycerol-dependent serine/threonine kinase activity; zinc ion binding
Source: RefSeq, a predicted model, not a curated record